Messenger RNA from Gossypium raimondii (Peruvian cotton), 2915 nucleotides. Its product is annotated as probable GTP diphosphokinase RSH2, chloroplastic. The transcript is spliced from 6 exons. Gene Ontology annotation, cellular component: chloroplast. Gene Ontology annotation, biological process: guanosine tetraphosphate metabolic process. The record is from RefSeq and is a predicted model, not a curated record. The coding region runs from base 538 to 2721 and encodes 727 amino acids. Lineage: Eukaryota; Viridiplantae; Streptophyta; Magnoliopsida; Malvales; Malvaceae.
GAAAAGAAAGAAAAAUCAAAUAAGAAGAAAGGAAAGCGCUCUCUCUCUCUGUCUUUCAAUCUCAAGCUUUUCAUUUCCAAAAAUUGAGCGUCUUUGUUGACUCCUCAUUUCCAAAAAAAAAAAUCCGCGUGUUCUUUAAUUUGUCAAUUUUUUAGUAGAAAAUUUGCCCCCCCCCUCUAUAUAUUUGUAAAUAGUGUAGCUCAAGAAUUCUUCUCUUCAAACAGUUUCUUUUGAUUCUUUGUUUUUUUUUCCUUCUAUUUCUGUUUGUGUAUACAUAUGGUGGUAUAAAUAUACGGGUAGAAAUUUCGUUGGAUUCCUCAAUUGGGUCUCCUUUUAACAAAUUCAUUGGCUUUCAAUUGUAGGGGGGGGGGGAAAAGGGGUGGGAGUUUAGGGGUAAAUCAAAAUUAAUUUUAUCGUUGGAGAAAUUGUGAGAAAAAAUUGUUGUUUCUUUGAAGGAAAAUUCUGGGUUUUUGACAUAAAAUCAAAAUAUAAAAACCAUUUCUUUUUGGGAUUAAUCUUUGGGGUUGUUCGUAAGCCAUGGCGGUUUCAACAAUAGCUCUUUACGCUAGUCCACCGAGGAGCACACCGAGCACCGUCUGUUCCACGCCUCACCAGAUUAGCAUGAAUUCUCACGCUUCUUACGAUCUCGAUUUGAAUUCGAGAUCUUCAUCAACUUCCUCGACAACGGCUUCCGCUUCUUCCCAGAGACCUAUUGUCGGUGGCCUGUCAUGCCUCUUCUCCUCGCCUACGAUAAAAUCGAGCUUCUCUAGCGGUGGGGGAGAGGAUUUAGGGUCCCAUAGGGGAGACGAUUUGAAGGAACUAAGCAGUUCAUUUUGUUACUCAUCGAGUAAAUUCGGUGGGUCUUCUUUGAAAGCCAACCAGAGCCCAGUAUCGGUGUUUCAAGGCCCUGUUUCGUGUAGUAGCAGCAGCCCUCCUAUGAGAAUUCUUCGCGAAAAAGGUGGGGAUGGGAACUUUCAGGGCUCGUUUCGUGUUGGGACAAAUCGAUUGUUCAAUGGAUUCAUUAGGGGUGCAUUGGGAUCUUGUGUUCAUUAUGAUUCCCCGAGUUCUGAGGUGCAAACUGGUAGUUGUGUUGAUGAAUUACCCUUCACUAUGGAGGAUAAUUUCAUGGAGGAAGUGGAUUCAGAUCCAUAUGCUAAGGAAUUGCUUUUACGUGCUCAAAUGAGGCACAAAAUAUUUUCUGAAGAUAUUGUAGUCAAAGCAUUUUAUGAAGCCGAGAAGGCCCAUAGAGGACAGAUGCGUGCGAGCGGUGAUCCUUAUUUGCAGCAUUGUGUAGAAACAGCAGUGUUGUUGGCAUCCAUUGGUGCUAACUCCACGGUGGUUGCAGCAGGGCUUUUACAUGACACCCUUGACGAUGCAUUCUUGAGCUAUGACUAUAUCUUUAGGACAUUCGGUGCCGGGGUUGCUGAUCUAGUUGAAGGGGUCUCUAAACUUAGCCAUCUGAGUAAGCUAGCACGAGAAAAUAAUACGGCGAGCAAAACUGUUGAAGCAGAUCGCCUUCACACCAUGUUCCUUGCCAUGGCAGAUGCACGGGCUGUUCUUAUUAAAUUGGCAGAUCGGUUGCAUAACAUGUUAACACUAGAUGCUUUGCCUCUGCCCAAGCAACAGAGGUUUGCUAAGGAGACUUUGGAAAUAUUUACACCUUUGGCCAAUCGGCUAGGAAUCUCUAGCUGGAAGGAGCAAUUGGAGAAUCUAUGUUUCAAGCAUCUCAAUCCUGAGCAGCACAGUGAACUCUCAUCUAGGCUUGUGGACUCCUUUGAUGAGGCAAUGAUCACUUCUGCUAUAGAGAAACUCGAGAGAGCUCUCAAGGAUAAAAAUAUUUCUUAUCAUGUUCUCUCUGGACGACAUAAAAGCUUAUAUAGCAUCUAUUCAAAGAUGUUGAAGAAAAAGUUGGCAAUGGAUGAAAUCCAUGAUAUUCAUGGACUACGAGUCAUUGUUGAAAAUGAGGAAGACUGUUAUGAGGCUUUGAGAGUAGUUCACCAGUUAUGGUCUGAAGUGCCCGGAAAGCUGAAGGACUAUAUAAGUCGCCCUAAAUUUAAUGGGUAUCAGUCCUUGCACACGGUGGUGAUGAGUGAAGGUACAGUUCCACUUGAAGUUCAAAUUCGAACAAAGGAGAUGCAUCUGCAAGCUGAGUUUGGCUUUGCAGCUCACUGGAGAUACAAGGAGGGUGACUGUAAGUACUCUUCAUUUGUACUUCAGAUGGUUGAGUGGGCUCGAUGGGUUGUGACUUGGCAUUGUGAAACAAUGAGCAAGGACCAAUCAUCAAUAUGCUACACUGAUUCUGUCAAGCCACCCUGCACCUUCCCUACUCAUUCCGAUGAUUGCCCGUUCUCUUAUAAGCCUCACUGCAGCCAGGAUGGACCUGUCUAUGUUAUCAUGAUCGAAAAUGAUAAGAUGUCGGUGCAAGAGUUUCCGGCAAACUCAACAAUGAUGGAUUUGCUGGAAAGAGCUGGGCGGGGUAACUCGAGAUGGUCUCCAUAUGGUUUUCCAGUGAAGGAAGAAUUGAGGCCAAGGCUGAACCAUGAGCCGGUAAGCGAUGCUACAUGCAGGCUGAAGAUGGGUGAUGUGGUGGAGCUAACACCAGCCAUUCCAGACAAGUCUUUGACAGAGUACAGGGAAGAGAUACAGCGCAUGUAUAACCGAGGUCUCUCUGUAUCCAGUACUGGGCCUCCUGCUAGUAACAUGGUUGCUUCACGACGUUGACGCCUCUUCGUUUCUUGACGCCUCUUCGUUUCUAUCUUUUAUGCUAAACCCAAAAAGGGGGCAAAAAAGAAGCAACAGUUUCUCCUUGUAUAUAAAUGAAAAAUAUUUGUACAGGACAAAGCUAUAUGGUUCUGUUACUAAGAAACAUUGCUAACUGGAUUCAACAAUGAAUUAAACUAUUUGAUUUCGUAGUA